Messenger RNA from Talaromyces marneffei, 990 nucleotides. RefSeq lists its product as uncharacterized. Lineage: Eukaryota; Fungi; Ascomycota; Eurotiomycetes; Eurotiales; Trichocomaceae. Gene Ontology annotation, biological process: peptidyl-serine dephosphorylation; mitotic cell cycle. Gene Ontology annotation, molecular function: protein serine/threonine phosphatase activity. The transcript is spliced from 6 exons. The coding region runs from base 1 to 990 and encodes 329 amino acids. The record is from RefSeq and is a predicted model, not a curated record. Gene Ontology annotation, cellular component: cytosol.
AUGGAGAACAAUAUGGAAAUCGACACAGCACGCUCUCCUGAACCUCAUAACCUCUCGCCUAUUUCAGAUCCAGGAUCCAUACCCACGCUUGAUGGAUGGAUUGAGAGUUUGAUGAGUUGCAAGCAGUUGGCAGAGAACGACGUGCAGCGAUUGUGUGAUCGGGCCAGAGAAGUCCUUCAAGAAGAGUCAAACGUCCAGCCAGUGAAAUGCCCCGUCACGGUUUGCGGAGAUAUUCAUGGACAGUUUCAUGACUUGAUGGAAUUAUUCCGUAUCGGAGGACCUAAUCCAGACACAAACUACCUAUUCAUGGGUGAUUAUGUUGACCGCGGUUACUACUCUGUUGAAACUGUCACACUCCUUGUUGCUUUGAAAAUCCGCUACCCUCAACGCAUCACAAUUCUUCGCGGAAACCACGAAUCUCGACAGAUCACACAAGUCUACGGAUUUUACGACGAAUGCCUGCGUAAAUACGGAAAUGCGAACGUCUGGAAGUACUUUACCGACCUCUUCGACUAUCUUCCUCUUACCGCUCUGAUUGAGAACCAAAUUUUCUGCCUUCACGGAGGCCUCAGUCCAUCGAUCGAUACUCUUGACAAUAUCCGAUCUCUAGAUCGUAUCCAAGAAGUUCCUCACGAAGGUCCCAUGUGUGAUUUGCUCUGGAGUGACCCUGAUGAUCGAUGCGGAUGGGGAAUCUCUCCCCGCGGUGCUGGAUAUACAUUCGGACAGGAUAUUUCAGAGGCAUUCAAUCAUAACAACGGCUUGACUCUCGUCGCACGUGCUCAUCAAUUGGUUAUGGAGGGUUACAAUUGGUCCCAGGAUCGAAAUGUUGUCACAAUCUUUUCAGCCCCCAACUAUUGUUACCGUUGUGGUAACCAAGCUGCUAUUAUGGAGAUUGAUGAGCUCUUGAAGUACACAUUCCUGCAAUUCGACCCAUGCCCUCGAGCUGGAGAACCGAUGGUCUCGAGAAGAACCCCUGACUAUUUCCUCUAA